Molecule: messenger RNA, 1101 nt
Organism: Priapulus caudatus
Lineage: Eukaryota; Metazoa; Priapulida; Priapulimorpha; Priapulimorphida; Priapulidae
Exons: 1
Coding region: 1-1101 (366 amino acids)
Source: RefSeq, a predicted model, not a curated record
AUGCAUGUCGAGACGGGGGAUCGCGUGGCUUUACAAACUGCCCUGGGAAAAGUCAACGAGAAAGGGCAGGGAAAGAUUAGAUUGCUAUUUGACUUGGGUGGUCACAAAUCAUUUGUCACAAUUAAGGCCGCUCCUAGAUAUGAACUAGAAGUAAUUAGAAAAGAGUGGCUCGGAAUAAAAACAUUCGGUGUAGAAUCAAAAGAAACUAGUUUAAGAGAUGUAGUUAAGAUAGAUAUAACAGCCUUGACAGGCGGGAAGGUUACGCGAGUAGAAGCAUAUGUAGUGCCAAAUAUUUCUCAUAUUCAAAAUGAACACAUUGAGAUUGUGAAGAAAGAUUACCCGCACUUGAGAAAUCUUUGGUUUUCAGAUGUGUGCAAAGAGAAAGACGAGCUGGAGAUAGAUGUACUGAUAGGGGCAGAUUAUUUAUGGUGUUUCCAGAGUGGGCGUACCAUAAGGGGGGAGAUAGGUCAACCAGUUGCAGUAGAAACGAAGGUAGGAUGGGUGCUGUCAGGGCCUUUGAAGGGUAGAAUCAGUAGGGGCGGUUCAGAAACACAAGUGAACCUUAUAUCCAGGGAGAAUGUCAGGUCAGAGCAGGAUAGUAUAGACAGGGAUAUCCAUAAGUUAUGGGAUUUAGAAACCCUGGGAAUAAGAGAGAGUGAGGAUGUAAGUGAGGAGUUUGCUGAUACCAUACGAUUUACUGGGCAGAGGUAUUCAGUGAAAUUGCCAUGGAAGGAGAGCCACAGAACGCUGCCAAGCAAUUAUGAUAACAGUCUAGGAAGAAUGAAAAGCCAGGUUAAGAGGCUGAAGUGGGAGCCAGAGAUACUAGAAGAGUAUGAUGCAAUAGUUAAAGAGCAGCUAAGUUCGGGUAUCACAGAAAAGGUGGUUGAUCUUGAACCAAGAGGGAAAGUUCACUAUCUGCCACACCAGGCAGUAAUACGCAAGGAAGCAGCAACAACAAAGCUGCGGAUCGUAUAUGAUGCGUCAGCAAAAGAGAAUAAGAUGGGAAAAUUUACCUCACUAAAUGACUGUCUGCAUGUGGGGCCCUCACAUCUUGUCUAUGCCAGGAGAUUAAAGUAUAUUCCGGACGAUGGGACAGGGUGA